ACCGCAUCGAACAUCGUCAUUCAUCACUUUCAAGCCAGCCGCUUAUCGACACAUUACUAUCAGUCUCUGAAUCCAAGUGCGACAUUUCCUCACUACGGGGACCUUUACAUCAUCUUUCAGCUCAACCACCUUCCUUACACUUGACAUAAUCGGCGGUGACCACACCCAGCAAUCAUUCAGGAUGCCGCGACCACGAAACAUGGAUGAGAGAAAGUCUGGAGGAUGGGGAGCCUACGUCUGGUCGCAUUACCUCCUAGCCGACUCGGAGCCUCAUUGCAAUGACCGCCUUGGCAAAACGCUCAAAGCCCUUGCCCAGGAAUCCACCAAGCGAAUCAGUGUCUCGACGGCGCUUCGUUAUGGUAAUACUCAAAAUCAUGUCGACUAUAAGACGGCAGGGCAGAGGAACGCGUGGUACAACUACUUUGUCGCGGCUUUCGAAAAGAUCCUGCGAGAACUACCACCUCCAGAUGCGAGCGUUGAGCAAGUAAGGGAGAAGCGGAGAGAGUUCCAACAACGACGCAUCAUUCCAGCACCACCACUACCACCACCAGUCAUCCAAUAUGAAGCUGCUGUAGCUGCUACUCCGCCCGAAACCCAAACCCAAACCGUCGCCGGCAACACUUCAGAGCAGCAGCGUGGCAGGAAGCGUUCCUGGACUGAUUCGUUGGACGACGAUGACGAUGGCAACGCCCCAAACAUGACGAGAAAGCGUGCCAGGAAGGAGUCGGAGCAACAGGAGCCGGCUGGAGAUAAUUUCAUAGUCUAUAUCCCGGCCAACGUCAAGGUUGUCCUCGUUCCCGAAGGCCCUGCUGAUGCCACUUUUUGUAUCAAGUCCGAAAGCUCUACAGCGUCCAUGUUCAUGUCUUCAACGGGCACGUCGUCGGCCGCUGUGGACACGGUACCGGCAAGCCCUCCAUCAGUGCCGUUAUUUCCUCCUAUGCGCUGGGCUGCCUGUCCUUCGAUGGAUAGUUUGUCGUCUGAUACAUAUCCCCAAGACCAAAAUCCUUCACCAGCGCAAGACUCAAAUUCGUUGUCCCUGUCACUGGCGGGCUAUAACAUCAACAUCCCCUACGCAAUGGACUCCUCCGCUGACUAUACCUCUACGACAACUCAAAGGUCACGGGCACCUGCAUCUAACUACAAUAAACCGAGGUGCAAUAUACAAUUCGGGCUAUACACCGUUUGCCUUCAACUGACCCCUUAGCAACUUGCCAUCUAAUCACGAGAUGGGAAGAGAGACCGAGAGGAAAAGAAUUAAGAAGGUGUUUCGUAGACGGUGUGAGGGCUAGUGACAUUGGGUUACGAGGUUUUGGACAGUAAUUGUGUGGUAACUUGUUGUAAUGAAAGUAUUUGUGUGAUUCACAGGGGAUCUCUCCGUGGAGGGGAUCGUACCAGUGUGCGGAGGUUUUCCUCAUAUCAUCUUUGGAUUCAGACUCUUCUCUAACUAGUGACACUACGGCUAUGACAUUUCUGGCUGUUUUACGAGCAGAGUGCCAUCGUCGUGUAGGGAAACAGUGCGUGCUUCUUUAUAUUGACUGGAACUUUAUCGACAUCAGAUGAAAGAAAAAGCCCCUUUGUUUGGCAUGGAGGCAAGCUCUAACUCUACGACAUCAAUU
This is a messenger RNA of Neurospora crassa OR74A, 1616 nucleotides long. RefSeq lists its product as hypothetical. The transcript has 2 exons. Bases 182 to 1204 code for a protein of 340 amino acids. Lineage: Eukaryota; Fungi; Ascomycota; Sordariomycetes; Sordariales; Sordariaceae. The record is from RefSeq and is a predicted model, not a curated record.